GGGCCUUGAGUUUUGAGUUUUGAGCUUCUUCCUAUUUUUUUUUUUCUUCUGAUUUUCUCAUUCGUCCUGCUUUGCUUGCUUGCCCAGAAAGUCGCCGAGAAAGUUAAAAGCACGAGAGAAAAACUUACAACGGAGAAGAAAAGCAUAUAACGAGGAUAAAUGGAGUCACCGAAGAAGAUACCUCACGAGAUCGGAGGUCUGAAGAACGAUGCUCUUCGAUUUGGUCUUCACGGCAUCAAGAGCGAUAUCGUUGGAUCUCACCCUCUCGAAUCAGCCUACGAAUCAGGAAAGAAAUCGCAAGAAGAGAUGAAGAGGCAAGUUAUUGCACAUACCUAUGGAGCUGCUCUUCCUUUGAAGAUGGAUCUUGAUAGGCAAAUCCUUUCACGGUUUCAGAGACCUCCUGGACCGAUUCCCUCGUCAAUGCUUGGCCUAGAAGUCUACACAGGAGCUGUAGAUAACUUUGGUUUCGAAGAUUACUUGAACGAUCCUCGUGAAUCCGAGACGCUCAAACCAGUAGACUUUCACCAUGCCAUGGAAGUUAGGCUUGGUCUCUCCAAAGGCCCACCUUGCCCAAGUUUCAUGUAGGUCAAAACGAUUCUUAGUACCAUCAAAGUGUUUCUAUCAUCAAGGCUUGAAUCUUGAAUCUCAUGAGUAAGGUCAUGUAUGAAUUUGUAUCUGUCCAAAAACCUUCACUCAACUUGUUGUUUGAUCUUUUCUCUAUUGCUCUUUUUCGGUAUGCCUGAACAUGAUAAAUCUCAUGAAAUGUGUUCUCAGUUCUCAUUCUCUCUGUUCUGUUGCUGAUUACAGUACUAGUAGUAGUAAUUGGAAACUCCAGAUGUUUUGUGGCUU
Messenger RNA from Eutrema salsugineum, 849 nucleotides. RefSeq names its product cyclin-B1-2. Gene Ontology annotation, cellular component: cytoplasm; nucleus. Lineage: Eukaryota; Viridiplantae; Streptophyta; Magnoliopsida; Brassicales; Brassicaceae. The transcript is spliced from 4 exons. The record is from RefSeq and is a predicted model, not a curated record. Gene Ontology annotation, biological process: proteasome assembly. The coding region runs from base 160 to 585 and encodes 141 amino acids.